This is a messenger RNA of Meleagris gallopavo (turkey), 1511 nucleotides long. It is a transcript of the gene TNFSF13B, whose product is annotated as TNF superfamily member 13b. The record is from RefSeq and is a predicted model, not a curated record. Gene Ontology annotation, biological process: positive regulation of B cell proliferation; immune response. Gene Ontology annotation, molecular function: receptor ligand activity; tumor necrosis factor receptor binding. Gene Ontology annotation, cellular component: membrane. Lineage: Eukaryota; Metazoa; Chordata; Aves; Galliformes; Phasianidae.
UGCAGUGCAGAAAGAAGAAAGCUAAACGGAGACUGAAUCAGAUGUUCGCUCUGUACAUUAGGUUUAAUGGUUGUAUCAACGGCUUCAUAUGACAGGAAAUGAUCUGGGCGUUUUGUUCACUUAUUCUGGAUGCCCUUAGUUUCACAGAGCAACGGGUAACAUGGAUUGCACCACAGAAGGGGACAGCUGAACUCUCCCUCUGGCUUUAGUGAGGAAAGAGCAGCGAUGAAAUCCGUGGACUGUGUGCACGUCAUCCAGCAGAAGGAUACCGCCUCCUCUCCCUCUGGCCCCCCCGGUGCUGCUUCAGGCACCACGGGACUUUUUUCUGUCACAUUCCUGUGGCUUGCAAUGCUCCUGUCCUCUUGUCUUGCAGCAGUGUCUCUUUACCAUGUUAUCACCCUGAAAACAGAGCUAGAAGCUCUGCGCAGUGAGCUGAUCUACAGGGUCCGGGCAAGGUCUCCGCUAGAGCAGCCACCCGUGUCCCCUGGUGACAAGAAAGCAGGUGCCCCUGUUUCUUCCUUCCUGCAAGUGUCUGCAGCUGGCGCCAGGCAGGAGAACAGGCUGCCUGGCCCUAGCCCAGCUGAAAGUCUCCAAAAGGAAAUCUGGGACGGGGGCAGAAACAGGGGGAGAAGGUCUAUUGUCCACACAGAAGAAACAGUGCUGCAAGCCUGCUUGCAACUGAUUGCAGACAGCAAAAGUGAUAUCCAACAGAAAGAUGAUUCAAGCAUUGUCCCUUGGCUUCUGAGCUUUAAGCGUGGAACAGCUCUGGAAGAACAGGGAAAUAAAAUAGUGAUCAAAGAAACAGGAUAUUUUUUCAUAUAUGGCCAGGUUUUAUAUACUGAUACAACAUUUGCAAUGGGACAUCUAAUACAGAGGAAGAAAGCUCAUGUGUUUGGUGAUGAUCUCAGCUUGGUGACAUUAUUUCGUUGCAUCCAAAAUAUGCCACAGUCUUAUCCGAAUAAUUCUUGCUAUACUGCUGGCAUUGCAAAAUUAGAAGAAGGAGAUGAACUUCAACUUACAAUACCACGAAGAAGAGCUAAAAUAUCCUUGGAUGGAGAUGGUACUUUUUUUGGUGCAGUUAGACUCCUCUGAAGCCCUUUAUUUUUGUAACUAUGCUUAGUGCAAUUUUCUUCUUCUUCCAAUGUCAAAGAAAAAAGAAAUUGAAUUCUACUAUAACUGCCAAUUCAGUCUCUUUCUUUCCGCCAUCAGCUUCUGAAAUCUAUUCUUUGGUCUAAUAAGCAAACCCAAAACAGGAAGUAGACCAGACGUACUUGUAAGAUAAAAAUGUCACGUGAUUACCAGAAAGACAAUUUAUUUUACACAAUGGGAGACUCUAAACAACAGCUGUAAGGACGUGGUUUUUUGGCUUUGAAGUAAGUUUCAGUGAAGCAAAUCAAAGAAGGAGUUGACCACAAAGUAUAGCAUGAACACAGGACCAUUGUGCUUUUAUACAGAAAUGGAAAACUAAAAUACAAGUGCAUCUUACUUUGCUUUGUUAAAAAAAAAAAAAA